Dromiciops gliroides (monito del monte) is the source of this 1939-nucleotide messenger RNA. It is a transcript of the gene BTNL2, whose product is annotated as butyrophilin like 2. Lineage: Eukaryota; Metazoa; Chordata; Mammalia; Microbiotheria; Microbiotheriidae. The transcript is spliced from 8 exons. Gene Ontology annotation, molecular function: signaling receptor binding. Gene Ontology annotation, cellular component: external side of plasma membrane. The coding region runs from base 145 to 1671 and encodes 508 amino acids. The record is from RefSeq and is a predicted model, not a curated record. Gene Ontology annotation, biological process: T cell receptor signaling pathway; regulation of cytokine production.
UUGGCAGGGAAGGCAAAAAGAGAAGGUAUUUUUAGUCCUAGAUAAUUGUACUGGGCCACCAGGAGCAGAGGAGAUCCUAUAAGAUAUACCUGAAAAUCCCCAGACCACCAGAAAUUGCCCACAUUCAACAAGAAUGCCGUUAUUAUGGGGGAAAAGGACGGAAAAUUACCAGUAACAGAAAGAUCACUGGAGCUUAAAUCAAAAGACCUGAGUUUGAAUGUCAGAAUCACCAUCUUUAGACCAGUUUUGGCCUUCUCGAGUCUUGAUCCAGGGAAAAUGUUGAAUGAUGCUGAUAGCAUCAUAACCAUUCUAUUGCUGCUGCUGAACAUGAUGCCCAAAGAGAAACUGCAUAUGGAGCUUGCUAAAUUAAAAGUCAUUGGCCCCAUCCAUCCCAUUGUGGCCAGGCUUGGGGAAGAUGUCACCUUGAUAUGUCAUCUUUCCCCUGAGACAAGUGCAGAACACAUUAAGGUAAAAUGGUUCCAGGCCCAGUUGACUCCUCCUCUCUACAUGGAUCAAGAUAAAGUUGAUAUGACCAGAAAGACAAUAAGAGAAAACAAAAUGACAUCACUGGUGACAUAUGCAAUCAACCAAAGGAGAGGGGCCCUGAAAAUAUUCCACGUGGAUACAUCAGAUAAUGGACAAUAUUGGUGUCGUUUUGAACAAAAUGGCAUCUACCAGGAAGCCAGUUUGGAGCUGAAAGUAGCAGGCAUGGGCUCAACCCCUCAGAUCUACCUGAAGAGAAAUGAAGAUGGAAGAGUUCAGCUGAUGUGCACUUCAGAGGGGUGGUUCCCACAGCCCCUGGUAUGGUGGAGAGGGAUUGGUGAAGAGAAUUUGUCUGCCCUCUCUGAGGUGCAGAUACAAGGUACAAAUGGUCUAUUCCAUGUGGAGGCAUCUGUGGUGGUCAGAAAUGACUCCGUGGGGAAUGUAACCUGUUCCAUCUACAACCCUUUACUUGGCCAGGAGGUGUCUGCUUUCUACAUUUCAGAGUCACCACCACUGAGGAUGAUCUCUUCUUGGAAGACCCUGCUCAUCCUCGGGAUCCUCCCUUUAGUUGCUGGUAUGGCUUUCAUAUGGAAGAAGUACUAUAGAAAAGAUGCUAAUAACCCGAAUCCUCAUCUAGUUCUAACGAUCUCUGCAGGUGUGAAUGGUACUCUGGACUCAAAAACAGCACAUCCUGAACUCAUCCUUUCUGACAAAGGGAGAUGUGUGACUCGUGGAAACAUAGGACAGAAGCUGCCUGACAACCCAGAGAGAUUUAAGUUCCUACCAAGUGUGUUGGGCCCAGAGAAAAUCACUUCUGGAAGACAUUACUGGGAAGUUGAGGUUGGGCAUGGGUCUGGGUGGUUCCUGGGCAUCUGCAGAGAAGAUGUGAGUAGGAAUGGAGGUAUUCCAAUGACACCUGAGAAUGGUUACUGGGUCAUGGGCUGCUAUGGAAAACAGUACUGGGCCAUCACAUCACCACCUACCCUUCUCUCCCUCAGGAGGUCCCCCCACAAGAUUGGUGUUUUACUAGACUAUCACCGUGGGUACCUUUCCUUUCAAAAUGUGAUGGAUGGGUCCCACCUCCACACAUUCCACACUACUUCCUUCUCUGGUACCCUACGUCCCUUCUUCCUCUUAUGGUCCCCUAGUUUUAAAGAUUCUUCAGGAAUGUUACGUAGAUUGGGGUAAGCCAAGAGAACCACUGGAAAAACGACCAUGGCCUAUUUUUGAGGAAUUCUAUGACUCCACGGACAUCACCAUUGGCUACCGGGGACCAAGAUUCACACAGCUGCCAGCUUUCUCAUCUCCUACACCAACACCUCAACAGUAUAUGGGAGGGGGGGCAGCUAGGUGGUACAGUGGAUAGAGCACCGGCCCUGGAGUCAGGAGUACCUGAGUUCAAAUCCAGCCUCAGACACUUAAUACUGUUAAAAUAUUUUUGAUGACUAACUUAAUU